AUGCGCUUUCUCAUUUCCCUGGUUUCCUCAUCAACUUCCAUUGGCCACCAUUUACUCUGUCUUUCUCGCCGCUCACUCACCAAAAAAUCCCCAUUCUCAACCCUAAUCCAUCACAAACCUCCACCAGGCAUGGCCACCUCCGAGGGCUCCCUGCGCCGCUCUCUCGCCGAGAAACAAUCCUCAAUCGAAUCUCAAGGCAAGACUGUCCGCGCGCUCAAAGCCUCUAAUGCUGAAAAGACUGCUGUCGAUCAGGCAAUUGAAAAAUUGAACGCGCUAAAAUUAGAGAAAUCUUCGAUUGAGAAACAACUUCAAGCUGCCGUUAGUGGUAAUCCUGAUGGCUCUGUUAAUAAAGAAGCAUUCCGUCAAGCUGUAGUUAAUACACUUGAACGGAGGUUGUUUUAUAUUCCUUCUUUUAAGAUUUAUCGUGGUGUUGCUGGGCUUUAUGAUUAUGGGCCUCCUGGUUGCGCCGUCAAGUCCAAUGUCCUUGCUUUUUGGCGCCAGCAUUUUGUUCUUGAGGAGAAUAUGUUGGAAGUUGAUUGCCCAUGCGUGACGCCUGAGGUUGUUCUCAAAGCAUCUGGUCAUGUGGAUAAAUUCACAGACCUUAUGGUUAAGGAUGAGAAAACCGGGACUUGCUAUCGUGCGGACCACUUGCUUAAGGAUUUCUGUAAUGAGAAGAUUCAGAAAGAUCUUAGCAUAAGUGCAGAGAAGGCUGCAGAACUGAAACAUGUACUUGCUGUCCUGGAUGAUCUCUCUGCUGAAGAGCUGGGUGCGAAGAUCAAGGAGUAUGGUAUGACAGCUCCAGACACGAAGAAUCCACUUUCUGAUCCUUAUCCAUUCAACUUGAUGUUUCAAACAUCAAUUGGUCCUUCUGGUUUGAGCCCUGGGUAUAUGCGCCCAGAAACAGCUCAGGGCAUAUUUGUUAACUUUAAGGACUUGUACUAUUACAAUGGGAACAAGCUCCCCUUUGCUGCUGCUCAAAUUGGCCAGGCUUUUAGAAAUGAGAUUUCUCCCCGCCAAGGCCUUUUAAGAGUCCGUGAAUUCACAUUAGCAGAGAUUGAGCACUUUGUUGAUCCUGAGGACAAAUCUCACCCAAAAUACUCUGAAGUUGCAGAUCUCGAAUUUCUGAUGUUCCCAAGAGAAGAACAAGUCUCUGCCCAAUCUGCAAAGAAAAUUCGGCUUGGUGAAGCUGUUUCUAAGGGAACUGUCAACAAUGAAACUCUUGGCUAUUUCAUUGGGAGGGUGUAUCUUUUCCUAACUCAUCUUGGUAUAGACAAAGACCGAUUGCGAUUCCGGCAACAUCUUGCGAAUGAAAUGGCCCACUAUGCUGCAGAUUGUUGGGAUGCUGAGAUUGAGUCUUCAUAUGGUUGGAUUGAGUGUGUUGGUAUUGCAGAUAGAUCUGCAUAUGACUUGCGUGCUCACACGGACAAAAGUGGAGUACCUCUUGUAGCCCAUGAAAAAUUUUCAGAACCCAAGGAAGUGGAGAAAUUGGUUAUAGUACCAGUAAAGAAAGAACUGGGUCUUGCUUUUAAGGGUAACCAAAAGAAAGUGGUUGAAGCUUUGGAGGCAAUGAAUGAAAAAGAAGCUUUGGAAAUGAAGGCCUCUCUGGAAACUAAAGGAGAGGUAGAAUUUUAUGUCUGCACUCUUGGAGAAAAUGUGACAAUUAAGAAGAGCAUGGUAUCAAUUUCAAAGGAGAAGAAGAAGGAACACCAGAGAACUUUCACACCAUCAGUAAUUGAGCCAUCUUUUGGCAUUGGCCGCAUAAUCUAUUGUCUCUAUGAGCACUCUUUCUACAUGAGGUCCAGUAAAGCUGGGGAUGAGCAGCUGAAUGUUUUCCGUUUUCCUCCUCUUGUGGCACCUAUAAAGUGCACAGUUUUUCCUCUUGUCCAGAAUCAGCAGUACGAAGAUGUUGCCAAAAUCAUUUCUAAGUCAUUGACGGCUUCUGGAAUCUCUCAUAAGAUUGAUAUUACAGGUACCUCAAUUGGCAAACGAUAUGCAAGAACAGAUGAACUAGGUGUACCCUUUGCGAUAACCGUUGACUCCACAACCUCUGUGACAAUCAGGGAGAGGGAUAGCAAGGAUCAAAUCCGUGUUAACGUGGAAGAAGCAGCAUCAGUUGUGAAGUCAGUAACUGAUGGACACAGUACAUGGGCUGAUGUCUGGGCAAAUUUCCCUCAUCAGUCCUCUGGAUCUGCAGAGGAUUAG
Molecule: messenger RNA, 2202 nt
Organism: Dovyalis caffra
Lineage: Eukaryota; Viridiplantae; Streptophyta; Magnoliopsida; Malpighiales; Salicaceae
Source: the annotation of a GenBank genome assembly